Messenger RNA from Mizuhopecten yessoensis (Yesso scallop), 5008 nucleotides. RefSeq names its product protein amalgam-like. The record is from RefSeq and is a predicted model, not a curated record. Bases 98 to 1186 code for a protein of 362 amino acids. Lineage: Eukaryota; Metazoa; Mollusca; Bivalvia; Pectinida; Pectinidae. The transcript is spliced from 8 exons. Gene Ontology annotation, cellular component: neuron projection.
GGUAAACAUCAUCUGCGCAUGUACACAGGUGUGCGUCCAUGUUUGAAAGCAAAGGAAGGAAUUUGCGCUAUGUGCUGAACUAAAUACACUGUUUACAAUGAAGUUACUGCUUCUGUUUGUGGUACUCCCGGUCGCUCUAUGUGUUGACCCAGAAGUCUUGAUUCAGGACACAAGACCUCCGACGAAAAGGACCCCUGGUGGUGUAAACCAAAUCGUCAUCAAUAAAAGCGAGGAUGCUUACCUAACAUGUGUUGUACACAACAAAGAUGCCGACACUAAGGUGGAGUGGAGAUAUUGGUCCCCUAAAUUCUCCUUCACGAUAUCUACUGGACAAGACUCCAAGGAUCCGUUCCAUUAUCAAGUUGACCAACCGUCUGCCAUUUCGUGGCGUUUGAAGAUCCAGAAUGUGGAAGUCUGGGCUAAUGCUCGUUACUUUUGUCAGGUUCUGAUCGGUGACAAGAAAUACGCUAAAGAUGAGCGUACGCUCAGGGUUGUAGAUCCACCUAAGAUCCUGGACCUGUUGACGGACAGUGAUAUGACCAUUGAGGAGGGCACGCUUUUCUCACUCCGGUGUAAUGCCACAGGGGAACCAUUUCCCAAGGUCAAGUGGGAACGGCUGGCUGGAGGACUCCUCCCUAGUGGGGGCGCUGAACACGCGGAUUUCACCAUGAACAUGGGUGUCGCCACCCCAAGCCAUCGUGGAGCGUACAAGUGCACAGCGGAGAAUGAAGCUGGGAAGGAUACGCGUAUUGUUGCCGUCAGAAUAGUGUUUAAGCCGCGAGUGGAACAGCGACAUAGGGUGGUGUCCCAGGCUGUAGGGUACCGGACAGAUCUCGAGUGUACGGCUGCUGGAUACCCUAUACCCGAGGAGAGCCAGUUCAUAUGGACAAAGCUCGGCAAACCUGUUACUGGAGGGAACUACAAGGUGAUAUAUAUCCAGGGCGCAUCUGACCGGGUAUUCACUAAACUGACCAUCUACAACGUGCAGCUCAGCGAUUAUGGUCUCUAUAGCUGUAUGGCUUCCAACAUCAAGGGCGACUCGACUCCAGCUCAGAUAGAACUCAAACAAUCCAACAGUCCGACCCCUGACAGUACCGGACAGAUCCGUAGCGGGGCCGGGGUUCUCAGUGUCAGCCUUACAACCAUUUUCACUCUCCUCCUGGUGUGUCUAUUACAGAGAAUGUAAACUUUGUCAUGUCGGAAACUCAUCAUACAGAGACUGGACAAGUCUGAACCCUACAUCAGGACCGGUAUUCAUCACACCGUCCUCAGACUGGACAUGUCUGAACCCCACAUCAGGGCCGGUAUUCAUCACACAGUCCUCAUGCUCAAACUCAGAUUCUGUGCUCAGAUCAUGUCAAAUGUAAACAUUGGAAAACAGUAUUUGGCUGUAAAUCUCUUGAAAAUGUUUCUAAAUCACUGACAAAAUAUGAUUUAUUUAUUAAGUUGUAACCAGGACAAGAAAUUAGGUUUGAGCCCAAAAUCCAUGCUUGAGCAUGAGAAUAGUUUCAUGAAUACAGGCCCUGGUCACAAACUUGAGUUGUACAAGUGUAUUAUGAUUGUUUUUGUUUUCACGGACUAGACACAUCUACAAGACAAUAAUUACACAUAUUUUACUCAGGUGGAGAUUAGACGGUCCCUAAUUUUAAAAAAAAUACAUGAAAAUAAAUUGACAUCUCUCUCUUAAGCUACUUCUUUCUAUACGUCUUCAUUUGUAAUCAAAGCCAUUUACAGUAAAAGUAACUGAAUAGUCUAUGUAUGUUUAUUAAAAAAAGAAUUGUCUUUUUACCAAAUUUCUUUAUAAAGCAUCGAAGUAGGUUUUAUUGUGAUAAAAACUUCAGUUGGACUUUUAUAACUUUUUGUGGUUUUCAUGAUUGAUGAAAAUAAUUUAAAAUGUUUAUUCAGAUAUUCAAGGAAGAUCAAAAGAGUUUGUUUUUUAUAUGAAUUAUUGAAACAAAUGUCGAACUUUUCAUUCUGUUUAGAUUUUGUCAUGCUAAAAUAAGAACUAGAAAUGAUAAAAAAAAUCUAUUUAAUUUAUUGAAGAUUCAGUUCACACAGCCAGAUUUUGUUUUCAAAUAUUUUGAAAAGUUUAACAUUUUCUCUAAUAGCUAUCAAGUUUUCGACUAUACCCUCUUGUAGUCUAUGAUGUAUUAUCUAUAGGACUUAUCACGACAUCAUCAUUGAACCAUCUGUGACAUAACAAUAGAAAGUCAUAUUACACCAGUUAGUAUGACAAAGUAUGACAUGGUGGAGAAAUUCACUGCAUAACACUCCAAUAAUGGUCACAAUUGACAACACAAUGAUGUCAGGUCUGAGAACAAACAGCUUCUGUCUGCUGUAUUGUACAUUUUUCUAGUUACAUGAUUUAGUAAUUUACCUAACAAAUACAAUUUUAUUUCUGAAAACAAAAAUCAAUACAUACCUUAUAAAAUUAUUGAUGGUGAGAAAGUUCUUUGUCUGUCAAGGAAUUUGUGUUAACCCUUUCACCCCUAAGUAUUAUAAGUAGACUCUACCAUGUAUUGAUAUGGACGAGUCCAUUAUGAUCUACAGUGGUAAAAGGGUUAAAUAUGCAAAAAACAAUAUAUAAUGUGAUCAUUUGUUCUUCCUUUCAAAAUAACUCCAUUAUGCUAGAAGUGUUUCUGUUGGGUAUUAUUUUGUAACAGAAAAUAACAUUUACAUAGUUUAUGAAGUAGCAAACUGCUUAGAUUCUGUUUCGGAGUAAUACCUUAUUCAUAACUUAAGAAAGAAAAUCAAUUAAUCUUUAUCUUGUAGCCAUAUGUACAUAUUGAAGUCAUAUUCAGUCAAUGUCUGUUAUAUUGUGUAAUCAAGUGUUAAAUACUGUAAAAUUACUAAUUUUCGUUGGAUUAUUUAUUUUGUUGGUUUCCAGGGUUCUGCACAAAUUCAUAGGUCCGCGAAGUAAUUACAAGUUUGACAUAAAACAAUUCUCUGUUAGAGUGGGUACCUGUAAUAUACAUAUGGGGGCGGGUCCAGGUGAGGGCGUAAUGGGUGUACACCCCCCCCCCCUUUUUUUUCAAAAAAGCACAAAACAAAACCGUAAUCUACUAAUAUUGUAUUGAAUAUGGCAAUUUAUCAUAUUCAUUAAUUAAACACAUACACUGAUUUCAUUUUAUACUGAUUCCUCCAUCCGAUGGGUGAUCCGUAAAAUUCACUAUAAAUAUGAUACUGGGUAUGCUCCGACAAAUGGGGUUGCAUUUUCAGCUAAAUUGUCUGAAAUGGGGUAUAAAAAAUGUCAAACCCUGACACAUUAACUAUAAAAAAUACAUGCUCCAAAUCAGGAACCGUUACAUUAGUGCAUUUCACAAUUAUUUUAUGUUUUUUAGCAAAAAAAGGGUCCAAUUUUUUUUUACCCUCGCUCCGCUCGCCGACAGAUUUCAUUCUACGCCACCUCCUUCAAAUAUCCAAGAAACGCCCCCGAUUCAUGUACCCACGGAAUGGUGUUUUAUCUGGAAACCACAAAAUUUGGGCUCCACGAAAAUAUCUGAUUUCACAGUAUUUUAAAUUUUUGUAUAUAUUGUAAAAAUAAACCAUAUUUCACACAUAUAUAUAUAUUUUUCUAUGUGACCACAUUAGGAGUUGUAUAUAAGAACGAUAUUUCUAAAUGUCACCAUUGGUGAAAAAGUAUCUUCUUUUGUGAUUCUUUUAAACUAAUGCAUGAAUUUGAACCCAGAAAUUGUUUCGUUGUAAAAAAAAAUAUUUGAAAGAUUUGUCUAUUUGGUUUUUGAAUAUAAAUCAUUAGAAAUAUAGAACAAAUGUCAAUAUAAGUCUCAAAAUUUUGGCCUAUGGCCUUCUUCAAGGACGAAAGUCAACGAUUGUAUCAAGCAAGUCCAUCUUGCUUAAACUGUAUGAUGUCACAAUGACACAUCGAAUCUAUGACGUCAUAAUAGCAUGCCGUCAAAAAUACAAAACGUCGAUGCAAUAUUGAGAAAUAUAUUGGGACUUCGCGGGACUUUUUUCUAUAUUUUUAUCUUGUUUUCCCAUUCAAAAUCAUCCAUUGUUUAUCAAAUCAUUAGAGCUAAUAAAAUAUAAUACAGUAUACCUAGGUAGAGGUAUGUAUUCGUCAGUCUGAUUGUCGUGAUAUUACCAGGUUACUAUUAUAUAUCUAUCAAGUUUGUGAAUUUGUUUCAGGAAUUCAGAAUUUUAACCUACAAUUUGUUUAUAAUAAUGGAGGCAGACUCAAAUUGUACAUGCGAUUUUAACAUGCUUCAACUUACCUUAACUUCCAGUUAUUAUGUCUUCUCCAAUUUGCAAUGUAACAGAUACAUUUAAUAAUUGUAUGUUUGUAGAUCGAAUUAGGUGUGAAUUGGGAGAGAGUGCUUUUUAAAUAUUUCAUACAUUUGUAAAUUGUAACCUUUUUAACAUCAUCUUUUUGUACACAACAUUUUAACAAACAUUCCAUUUUUUUGCAUUACAUUGUUUUUAUAUUUGAUUUAAAUACAAUGAAUAAUAUAGAGAAGGAUACAAUAUAUCUCUAUAAUAUAUACUUAUAUCACAGAUAACUGUUUAUCCAGGACCAAGUUUUAUGUAAGCUUAACACAGAGUUAGACUGACCCCACCCAUUAAAUAAUAUCAAGUUGGAACGUCUACAUGGGUUUAAGAGAUUUUUACUUAUGAAAUCUUGAAUGUUCAUUAAAAACACUAUAUAUAACUUUAAUGUACCUGGUUAAAACAAACACCUGAAAUUAUGUAUUCAAACUUUUUCAAGGAAAAAACCCAUUUAAUUGGUUCAUGACAAAUAUAACAGAAAAUUCAAAAAGAUUUUUGAGAGACUGAUGUGGUAUAAGUGAUUAAAAACGGCUGUCUAGGAUUAAUACUAUGCAUUAUAAUUUUGAGAGAAUGAAACUGUUGUCUGUUCAUAUACAUGGGUCAUAUGUCCAUUCACAUCCAUGGUAACUGGUUAAUGAAGAAAGAUAUGUGAACUAUUUUCUACUUUCAGAUAAUUAUUAAUUUGUCAAACAGAAUUAUUGAUAAAUAAAGUGAAAAAUUAUUA